GUUAUAUUACUAAUAUUCCGAUAGCAGGCAACACCGUUGUUUAUCUUCCUUUUUGAUCAAAGGAAGUAAGCUGGGGCACCCGCCGGCACCUCCCCCGGAUUCUCGAAACUUAGGACAUAAUUAUUCCCAUUUCUCUCCAAUUUCAUCCGAUCAAACAAAUAUAAAUCGCGAUUCUCCCUCUUCCCACUCCCCACAACGUGGAGUAGAAUGCUCUCUCGCAAAACCGAUAGUUCCAAUUAGGGAUUUCUCGAUCCUACAAGUUUUUUUUGCACUAAACCACCAGCGGAACUGAAUUCUCCGGCGGUUUUAGCUUAGGUUAACGAUGUCGUCGGCGCAUCAAGUUGUUAAGCGUGCCAAAUACAAAACCACUGUCAAAGAUCCUGGCACUCCCGGCGUACUCAAAUUGACUCGAGAAAAGUUUGUUUUCAAGCCUAACGAUCCAACAUCAAACAACAAGCUCGAAGCUGAUUUCAGAUUAAUUAAAAAUCAUAAACACACCAAAGAGGGAUCGAACAAACCACCGUGGCUUAACCUUGCACAUUCUCAGGGAAGUUACAUCUUUGAGUUUGAAAGCUUCUCAGAUCUUCAUAUUUGCCGGGAAUUAGUUGGUAGUGCCCUUAGCAAGCAUGUAGAACCCUCAAAAGUUGUUUCUGAUGAACAGCUUAGUGCUUCUGAAAUGACACUGAGAAUUAAGCUAUUGCAAGAAGAUAGUAAGUUGCAGAAACUUCAUAAAGAACUUGUGGCUAGUGGUAAGCUUACAGAAUCAGAAUUUUGGGCUACAAAGAAGAAAUUGCUCGACCAAGAUGAAAGCAGAAAGUUAAAACAAAGGGUUGGAUUUAAAAAUUCUUUGAUCUUCGACACAAAGCCUACUAGUGAUGGUCGGAUAAACCAGGUUAAGUUUCAAUUAACACCGGAGAUAAAACAUCAGAUUUUUACCCUCAAACCAGCAGUUCACAAGGCAUUUCUCAGUUUUGUACCCAGUAAGAUGAGUGAGGUAGAUUUCUGGAACAAAUACUUUAGAGCUGAAUAUCUCCAUAGUACCAAAAAUGCUAUUGCGGCAGCUGCUGAGGCUGCUGAAGAUGAGGAUCUUGCUGUUUUUUUGAAAGAUGACGAGAUAUUAGAAAAUGAAGCUCGAGAGAAGGUUCGACGGGUUGAUCCGACUUUAGACAUGGAAGCAGACCAAGGAGAUGAUUACACUCAUCUUCCGAAUCAUGGGAUCUUCCGUGACGGUAGCAAGGAAACAUCUGAAGCUCAAAAUACUAUGUAUUGGCGAACAUUGUUGCAAGAUCUUAAUAGACAAAGUGAGGUGGUUCUCGAAGGAAAAACUAUAGAUAAAGAUAUGGAACCUCCAAGAACAGUGGCAGAAGUGCUUGCUCGGAGAAAACGGAGAUUUGAUGGGGUUAUAGAGGAGGAGAGGCUAAUCAGAAUUUCUAAGAUGGCACCGAUUGAGGAUCUUCAGGCACAAGAUGAUAAUGCGUUUGCACCACUCUGUAUCAAGGAUCCUCGUGACUAUUUUGAUUUUCAACAAGAGAAUGCAGUAAAAUCUUUGGAUGAUUCCCUAGCUGCUAAGUUGAAAUCAAGAAGCAAUUUGGGUUAUGAGGAAGCCUAUGGCUCUUUGAGGGAGUCGAUAUCUAACAUCAUAACUAUGGGAUUAAGGGAUCCUCUAUUGAGCUCUGAUGUUGCCUUUAAGGUCCUCACUGGAUUGACCAAAAAUAUCUCAAGCACCAAAUCAAAUCUUGGGAAAAGUUCACAGGAGAGUGCCCUUGAUAUAUUGCCCAACACAACUAAGGAGAAACUACUAGAUCAUUGGGUUUGCAGUCAGGAAUUACUGAAGCACUUUUGGUCUUCCUAUCCAGUAACAACACAAAGCCUUGCUAAUAAGGCCAGAAGACUGAAAGAUGCCAUAUCACAAAUAUAUGCUAAACUUGAGGAAAUAAAAGUAUCUUCACAGUCAGACCUGCGGCACCAGGUUUCACUUGUUGUCCAUCCAAUGCAGCAGGCUCUGGAUGCUGCCUUGUUACAUUACGAAGCUGAUCUUGGGAAAAGAAAUGCUAAAGGGUCGAAGCCUAAUGGUUAUGUUUAGGAUAAUGGUAUUCUCUAGGCACUUCUAGCAUUGCACCAUAACAAUUUAGGAAUGUAUAUUCCAUCAAUUUUGCCGUGACCUCAAAAUCGUAUGGCUAUUUACCUCUAUAUUAUAUGAUGAAAUGAAUUAGUAUUAUUAGAGUUAUUAUAUGAUGAAAUGAAUUAGUAUUAUUAGAGUUAGUAAGCAAGACACUUACUCUAUAAUUAGCUUUGUAGAAAUUACUUGUUUACUUGUCCCUAGGCAGUACAACUGUAGUAUGAACCAAAAUAGGAAGAGUUCACAGAUAUCUGUCCUUUCCCCCUUGCU
This is a messenger RNA of Lathyrus oleraceus (garden pea), 2389 nucleotides long. Its product is annotated as general transcription and DNA repair factor IIH subunit TFB1-1. Gene Ontology annotation, cellular component: transcription factor TFIIH core complex. Lineage: Eukaryota; Viridiplantae; Streptophyta; Magnoliopsida; Fabales; Fabaceae. The record is from RefSeq and is a predicted model, not a curated record. The transcript has 20 exons. Gene Ontology annotation, biological process: DNA-templated transcription; nucleotide-excision repair. The coding region runs from base 323 to 2083 and encodes 586 amino acids.